AAACGACACUGUUAUUUAUAUUCAGAUUUGCAACGAAAUCUGAUAUAAUAACUCAACAGCACAAUGUUCAGACUCAAUUGGCUUUGCAUUUAUGGUUACAGGCCUGAAAGAAACAAUCGCCAAUAUUUAAUGAAAUGUUGUUUUGAAAUUUUAAAUUUUGUAUUUAAAUGCAUAAUUUGUUCCAGGAAACCAUUGGCUGAAUGAAGUCGUCCCUCGUCUUUAACGGUACCGUUGAUUCUUCCCACAUGUUGAUAAACACAUUUCUGGAGUUCGUUCCCGAUCUGCAGGAACUAGAAUCAGUGCCCUCUCCAAGAGUCCUGACAUCACACCUUCCAUUUCGCUGUCUGCCAAAGGAACACAUAAAAAACAACGGGAAAAUAAUCCACAUCAUCCGGGACCUCAGAGAUGUUGUCGUGUCCGCUUUUCACCAUUACACCACAGAUCCAUACGUCAAGGACUUUGUAUCCACCGAUUGGUCUGUGUUUUUGGACGAGUUCUUGCGUGGAGAAUAUUUUUAUGGAAGUUGGUUUGAACGAGAGAAGGAGUGGGAAGAGGCAGCACUACAGCAUCCAAAAAGUAUAUUGGUUCUUUACUAUGAAGAUCUGAAAAAGAAUGGUCCAGAAACGAUGACUCGCAUCUCUAGUUUUCUUGGUCUGUCAUCCGAUCCCACUUUCUUGCAAGCUGUCUAUGAUGAAUGCUCCUUCGAAAAAACGCAAAAGCUAAGGAAGGGCACGUUUAAUGAAUUUAUUUACAGAAAAGGAGUAGUUGGAGACUGGAGAUCAUAUUUUACUGUCGCGCAAAGAGAGAAAUUUGAUUCCAUUUUCAAGGAGAAUAUGAAAGAUUCAAAGUUAAAAAUACAAUUAAGUUAAUUUUUAGAGGAGAUAUUUUUGAGGAAGUAUAAAGAAGUAUUCUAUUCUUUUUGUUGUAAUGAUUUAAAAAAGAUUGUUUGAAGCCAUUGACUGCGAAAGUGAUACCAGGCCACCUAUUUUGCCAAUUUAUAUAUGAUAUGUAUAAUAGUCACAUACUGGGAGCCCAAUUUGUUAUUGCAUAAUUGUUUAAUAUUUUUUCCCAGGAAUUGUGUUUUAAAUAAUGUUACAUUGUUUCCCAGUCUUUCUUAAUCUGUUUUAUGU
Saccostrea cuccullata (small rock oyster) is the source of this 1130-nucleotide messenger RNA. RefSeq names its product sulfotransferase 1B1-like. Lineage: Eukaryota; Metazoa; Mollusca; Bivalvia; Ostreida; Ostreidae. Gene Ontology annotation, biological process: sulfation. Gene Ontology annotation, molecular function: sulfotransferase activity. The record is from RefSeq and is a predicted model, not a curated record. Gene Ontology annotation, cellular component: cytoplasm. Bases 201 to 869 code for a protein of 222 amino acids. The transcript is spliced from 4 exons.